GGUUACCAAAUUGGCUUGCUGCAGUAUACAACAAUAUACCUUAAUUAUGUGCAUGAAAAAAACAUCAUCAAUUCUUACGAGUUUUUCUUUUAAUGCUGUGUUUGCCUAUAUCUGUAUAUUCCUAGCACUAGUGCCUUAAUUUAUGUCUCUUCCAGCUUAUUCAGGGCUAUAUAUUAAGUGUUUUGACCUUCCAUAUAAUGCCAAAUCACAUCAUAUGAUGGUGAAUUAUAAGGGACUCCUUUCAUAACAACUGUACCUAUAGGAUAAGAUGAGCAACAUCUCAGUCAUGAGGCUGAUAUUGCUCGUGGUGUUUCUGGGAUGGCUCAUUGUUUGGGUUCUCUUACCGACGAAGGUUUACAAAAAUUCUUGGACUCCAAAGCUAAACAGUAAACUGAAUUCCACAUAUUUUGGAACCCAAGGAACAAAUCUUCUGCUAUUUUCAUUUCCGGUGAUGUUCAUAGCUGCUUUUGGAUGUGUUCAUCUCCAUUUUCAUAAGAAUAAACGAGGAAAUUCCAGCUCCAAAAGCAACGUCAAAGGCAAUCUUUUGUCCUUCUUCAGACGUCCAGUGCUUGUGAUGGCUCCUUUAGGGAUUGUUACUGCAAUGGAGAUUGCUUUUUCAGCCAUGUUUAUUGCACUGAUGAUCUGGUCUCUUGCCAACUACUUGUAUAUCAGUUUUGGUAAUCUCCAUAUGCAUGUUGAAGGGGAGAAAGUGUGGCAAGCAAAGUUUCGAAGCGUAUCACUGAGGCUUGGAUAUAUUGGAAAUGUAUGCUGGGCCUUUCUCUUCAUUCCAGUGACUCGAGGAUCUUCCCUUUUACAUCUUGUUGGACUCACAUCUGAGUCCAGUAUCAAGUAUCAUAUAUGGCUGGGGCAUCUCUCAAAUAUCCUUUUUGCUGCACAUACCAUGGGUUUCAUCAUUUACUGGGCAAUGACUAAUGAAAUGGCUGAGAUGCUAGAGUGGAGCAAAACCUACGUCUCAAAUGUUGCUGGGGAGAUUGCCAUGGUUCUUGCAGUGGCAAUGUGGCUGACAAGCAUUCAUCGCAUCAGGCGCAAAAUGUUUGAGCUUUUCUUCUACACCCACCAUUUGUAUAUUCUCUACAUACUCUUCUAUGUAUUGCAUGUUGGCGCUGCCUACACGUGCAUGAUCCUACCUGGGAUCUUCCUUUUCCUCAUUGAUCGAUAUUUAAGAUUCUUACAGUCAAGGCAACGGGUUAGAUUAGUCUCAGCUCGCCUUCUACCAUGUGGAACUGUUGAGCUGAACUUCUCUAAGGACAGAGGAUUGCAUUAUAACCCAACAAGCAUAUUAUUCCUAAAUGUGCCUACCAUUUCCAAGCUACAGUGGCACCCAUUUACUGUGACUUCAAACUGCGACGCAGAACCGGAGAGGCUAAGUGUAAUUAUCAAAUGUCAGGGAAGUUGGUCUCAAAAGCUUUACCGGGAAAUUUCUUCUGUAGAUCGUCUUGAAUUGUCUGCUGAAGGACCUUAUGGACCUACUUCAUCUCAUUUCUUAAGGCAUGAGUUGCUCGUGAUGGUGAGUGGGGGCAGUGGUAUAGCUCCCUUUAUCUCCAUAAUCCGCCAGAUCAUUUUCGAAAGCACACAGCCAAACUGUCAUAUUCCUCAAGUCCUUCUGGUUUGUUCUUUCAAGAAUUCAACUGAGCUUGCCGUACUUGACCUCCUGCUUCCCAUCGACGGCGCGCCUGCAGAACUUACAAAAGUGCAACUCCAAAUUGAAGCUUAUAUAACUAGAGAGAAAGAUCAACCUAUUGAAGACACUGAAAAGCUCCUCCAAACCAAAUGGUUCAAGCCAAGUCCAUCAGACUCACCCAUAACUGCAGUUCUAGGCCCCAACAAUUGGUUAUGGCUUGGCGCAAUAAUCGCUUCAUCAUUUGUCAUGUUCCUCCUGUUACUAGGCAUUAUCACUCGUUACUAUAUUUACCCCAUUGAUCAUAACACUGGCGUCGUAUAUCAUUAUUCCUAUUAUAUACUAUGGGAUUUGUUUUUGGCCUGUGUCUGCAUAUUUGUUGCUUCUAGUGCAGCCUUCCUUUGGUUCAAGAAAGGAAAUGCCAUGGAGGGGAAGCAAAUCCAGAACCUGGAGAUUCCAACUCCAACAUUAUCAUCAGGUUCAUGGUUUUACAGUGCCGAUAGAGAGCUCGAAAGCCUUCCUCGUCAAUCCCUUGUCCAAGCUACUAAGGUGCAUUUUGGUGGAAGACCUGACCUCAAGAGAAUUCUGUUUGAUUGCAAGAGAUCAGAUGUUGGAGUGUUAGCCUGUGGGCCAAGGGGAAUGAGACAUGAAGUUGCCAAAAUCUGUUCAUCUGGCCUGGCAGAUAACCUCUACUUCGAGUCUAUUAGUUUUAACUGGUGAUGCAAUACUUCUAGUAUACAGCGAGUUGGUAUCUUAAUUUUUCUUUUUUGGUGUGUGUGUGUGGAUAUCAAGCAAUAAAGGAGCCCAAGCCUGAGCAACUGUUCAUAUAAUGUGAAUCUGUAAUGCAAAGUUGCUAAUAGUAUUCAGCAUGAAGAAUAAUGACCUAAA
Molecule: messenger RNA, 2527 nt
Organism: Ricinus communis (castor bean)
Lineage: Eukaryota; Viridiplantae; Streptophyta; Magnoliopsida; Malpighiales; Euphorbiaceae
Product: ferric reduction oxidase 4-like
Exons: 9
Coding region: 269-2359 (696 amino acids)
Cellular component (GO): plasma membrane
Molecular function (GO): oxidoreductase activity
Source: RefSeq, a predicted model, not a curated record